Messenger RNA from Caenorhabditis angaria, 378 nucleotides. The record is from the annotation of a GenBank genome assembly. Lineage: Eukaryota; Metazoa; Nematoda; Chromadorea; Rhabditida; Rhabditidae.
AUGCAAUUCUCAAAAUUGUUCCUUCUCUUUCUUUUGCCUGUUUUCAUCAAUGGUUCUACAUACCUCCGUAUGAAGUUCUCAACUAAUAAAAGAUGUUUUAUCGACGUCGAGACUUUCACAGAAGAACAGGAGUUUUUGUUGUCAGCGCAUCUUCCACUUUUCCCUGGAACUCCGACAUAUCAAGCGAUCUACUAUUGCGAAAACUUUUCCUAUAAAUUUAGGAUAACGGAUAUGAUAACUGGAGAAUAUAUUGGUCAAACAUGGCCACACCGACUCAAACUCGAGAAUGAAAUUAUUAAUCUCAGUUUUAAAGAUUUCAAUUUGGUAGGUGCUAAUACCACAGUGAAAAUCGAAACAAAUGUUGACUGUCCAGAGUAA